AUGCUACACAAGAAAGCCCGACCAGGGUUCGUGAAAUUUAUCAAAACGUCCGCCAAAACGUUGAUUGUUGUCGAAGCAAUUCUGUUCGCUGUCUCGUAUGGGGGCUGGCACCGACUGAACACGAAUCGAGAGUUUCGAUACUACGUGAAGGAAAACUAUCCCAGCAUUUUGGAAGCCUACUAUCAGCUGGGUGAAACGUUUGGUGGGGACAAAUCGAUACGCGCGUUCGACGAAAACAUUUGGCAGCAAGAGCAGCAGGCAGAAAAGUAG
Molecule: messenger RNA, 270 nt
Organism: Anopheles marshallii
Lineage: Eukaryota; Metazoa; Arthropoda; Insecta; Diptera; Culicidae
Exons: 2
Coding region: 1-270 (89 amino acids)
Source: RefSeq, a predicted model, not a curated record